CACAUUGUCUAUGCAGGAGGUGAACUGACAUAGGGAGGGAAGACUGAGGCUCAGUGCUUCUAGACCUGGUAAAACCAGUUGCCAAGUGGGGAACAGAGAUCCAGUGAUAGGCUUGGUGUCACAGCUCUGGUGAUACCCUCCUGCUCUCCUCAGUGGUGCUGACCCCUGGCUCUGGGGAUGAGGCUCCCACACAGCCCAGCCUGCCCCGUGAGGCAGCCCAUAAGGGUGACCUGCACCUGCUGUGGGAGGCCCUGGCCAAGAAGCCUCGCAUGAGCCGUGAACCCACGCUGGACUCCAUCAGUAAGCUUCCAGAGGAGGAUGGCUGCGUGCAUCACCUACGGGAGGAGGUGGAGGAGGUGGCCCCUGACCUCUCUGAGGGCUACUCCACAGCUGAUGAUCUGGCACGCACUGGAGAGGCUGACCUCUCACACACCAGCUCUGACGACUUGUCCCAGGCAGGCACACCUUCCCUGGUUACUUACCUCAAGAAGGCUGGGCGGCCUGGGGUCUCACCCCUGGUCAGCAAGGCCAGGGCCCCAGCACCCUCCUCUGUGGAACCACAGAAGCAGCAGGAGCACCCAGCCCAGGUGCACGCACCACCAAUAGGUCUGAGUGCUGAGGAUCUGGGCGACGCCUCCAUGGACAAGGCAGCAGUGAAAAUUCAGGCUGCCUUUAAGGGCUACAAGGUCCGGAAAGAGAUGAAGCAGCAGGAAGGACCCAUAUUCUCCCACACAUUUGGGGACACUGAGGCCCAGGUGGGGGAUGCCCUGAGGCUGGAGUGUGUGGUAGCCAGCAAGGCUGAUGUGCGAGCAUGGUGGCUGAAAGACGGCGUAGAGCUCACUGACGGGCGGCACCACCACAUCGACCAGCUCGCAGAUGGGACGUGCACCCUGCUGGUCACUGGCCUGGGCCGUGCUGACGCUGGUCGCUACACCUGUCAGAGAUGUGCAUCUUCACCACGUCUGUGGGCCUGUGUCUGAGAAGACCUGAAACAGUAACACCACGCUCUUGGCUCUGCGCUAGUUCUUGGAAACUCCACUUCCAUCAUCUGCUUGCUUACUCGUGUGGAUGAAGA
Messenger RNA from Ictidomys tridecemlineatus (thirteen-lined ground squirrel), 1075 nucleotides. The record is from RefSeq and is a predicted model, not a curated record. NCBI's taxonomy places the organism in Eukaryota, Metazoa, Chordata, Mammalia, Rodentia, Sciuridae.